AUGGCCGAGGCCUCCUACUAUUCGCUCUCGUUUCUCGAACCCCGUGCACUCAAGAAGGAGACCCUGCGAGGCCUCUACACCCAGGCGCACAACAACUUACGUUCCAUCGCCAAAUCGGCGCACGAGCUGGAUGCCGUCAGCGAGGACGCCGGCAGCGAACACGAGGAAGCGACCAACCCCACCUUCUUUGCCGUCAUGCUCAAGGAUUGCUGCCUGUUGGUCGAGUGCCGAUUAGAAAUGGUCACCGUUUACGGGACGCUGGCGAAUUCGAUGGGGCCACCACCGCGGUACCAGAACCUGUCCUCGCUCACCGCAAAGCUCGCCGAUCGUGUGCGAAAUCCCAAGUCCUUCUCCCACCCGCUCACGCAAACCCUCCGGAAUCAUCUUCUCUACGAGUUGAUGAUCCUUCAGAAGCUGUUCCGCAUUCAGAUGGCAAUCGGCAGCUACCAGUUCAAGGACUGCACCUUUCUCUCUUUCCAGUGCAAAACCGAUCUCGACCAGUGGAAGAAUCUUCUGGCCGAAUGCCAGUCGUCCAAGGUGACGUUGAGCAGGACGCUGUUCUACUUUGGCAACAUCUACAGCCAGCAGCGCAUGCCCAACGGACGACCAAUGGACGUUCGAGCGCUCUCCGCCGCUUCGCGUCCCGAUUUCUACGCCGUGAUUGAGAACUUCGCUCAGAACACGGAAGCGUUGAGCGUGUGCGUUGUAUAUGAGGUGCCGCGCGAGGCCAUACCCGGAAUGGAGUUCAGUCCCGAGGGGUACAUGCCGCCGUCGGCGCUCAAGAGAUACGAGGCACCCAAGGGUCUCAACUCUUGGCCCGCCAUUUUUGCCUAUCCUGGCGAGCCGCCAGCUGACCACUGGCCCAAUGUGGUGAGUAUGAUCCUCGACAACGACGGAGACCUUAAGCAAUACAAGCAAGCGCUGAUGUACUUCGACAAGGCCAUCGACUACACGUACGCCGCCGUGCGCGUCGACGUCGCCUACACUCUUGUGGCAAUCUACCGAGGGAAGCAACGAGCGAGCGAGAGCGUCAUCAAGAGUUCGAUGAGCACCAUCGCCGACCAUCUGCGCAACACCUCCACCUUCGCCCGGCUGCGACCCAAGUAG
Messenger RNA from Acanthamoeba castellanii str. Neff, 1107 nucleotides. RefSeq lists its product as uncharacterized. The record is from RefSeq and is a predicted model, not a curated record. Lineage: Eukaryota; Discosea; Longamoebia; Acanthamoebidae. The transcript has 11 exons. The coding region runs from base 1 to 1107 and encodes 368 amino acids. Gene Ontology annotation, cellular component: KICSTOR complex. Gene Ontology annotation, biological process: cellular response to glucose starvation; protein localization to lysosome; cellular response to amino acid starvation.